This is a messenger RNA of Annulohypoxylon maeteangense, 395 nucleotides long. RefSeq lists its product as uncharacterized. NCBI's taxonomy places the organism in Eukaryota, Fungi, Ascomycota, Sordariomycetes, Xylariales, Hypoxylaceae. Bases 46 to 306 code for a protein of 86 amino acids. The record is from RefSeq and is a predicted model, not a curated record. The transcript has a single exon.
AUGAAUUACGGUAUAUGAUUGGCCACCUUAUGUUCAUUAUGCUUUAUGCUAUUUCCCAAAACGUGUUCAUUAAACCUCCGCAUUUUCCCUUUAGUGCUUGCCCUAGGCACUAGGUGUUCAGGUAAAUUCCGAUUCCAAUAUCCAGAUGUCUCUCUUUCCCCUGAAGUACCUGACCUUAUCAUCAUCCAUCCUAGAAUUAAUGUUCUUGCCGCCCUACCGCCUCGAACACGGAACGAUAUAUUGACGACGUUAAUUGGAAAUACUACGAAUCAAAGCGCCUUUCAACUACACUGCUUAUCCCCUUAGCCGCUCACCUCAUCUACUUUAAAGCAAUAUGUGCCAAAGAAGCUAUUUUCCCACUCUAUUCACCAACACAAGAACCCGUAUCCCAAGGA